GCGGGCCGCCACCGCUGCAGGGGCCGCCGCGGGGAUGCUGAGCGCGAGCGCCGCCGCUCUCACGGCGCUGCUCUGCUGAAGGCGCACAGGACAGUCACUGCCAUCGUCAGCGCUGCCGUUUUAUGACACCUUUCCCCUCCACUAUGAGAAGACCAGCCGUGCCGCAUGUCUGUCUGGCUGUCUGUGGCCUUCUGCUUCUCAACUGCGCCGCACGAGGUUUGGCCUUCCCCAAAAUGGAAAGGAGGGAGGCAACACGUGUUAAUGAAGAAAGAGUGCCGUCUGAGAAGAUAAACGUGGAUGACCUAGAAAAUAACUCCAUCACUUCCAAGGGCGCUUUCCAACCAGUGGUCUCCGAAGACCCAGUGAUAGUGUCAGCGGGACCAUCAGCAGUGCCCUUAAGUCAAGCAUUCACUAUAAAUGAAGAAACCUCUUCCAUAGGUGCUGGGCUCCUGCAGCCGAAUAGCCUUGGUAUCGACACUACUACUGAGCCAGUGGUCCGAGCAGGGGAAGAAGCGUUUGGUUCCAGCCAGCUGGAGAGAAUGCCUCCUGAAACCCUGCUUUCCAAGGCCAUGGUAACCAACCCUAUCACGGCCACUGCUUCGCGGAAUAUCAAUGAGAAGGAGGAACCAUUUGGUAGUACCAACAUUCAGCCCGUUGUAGAAGGGGCCACAAAAGCAACACGAGGUUUUUUGGAGUAUGUGGAUAAUCAGUUGUUUACAACUGAAAGUCAGGGAAGCAUCGGUCUGGGAUAUUCAUCUUCAUCCUAUGUGAAUACUAACAAAAUACUAACCACCGAUCCAGGGACUGAGAAAUUUAAAGCAGGCACAGAUCCUAAGACAACUUCGUUUCUUGGUGCUGAGCCUGUAGCAGGCACGGAGCCCGGAAGCCUCACGUCUGAGAGGGAGGAGCCUUCGCAGAUGACAGCUGAUAAUGCCCAGGCUACUGCCACCAGGCACGGGCUGACGGUCUCUGAGUACACCCUGAGUGUUGAGCUGGACACUGACAGCCUGCCCGGGGCCCCAGAAGUCACAGUGAGUGUCAGCACAGCUGUUCCAGCUGCCUCUGCCCUGAGUGAUGAGUGGGAUGACACCAAAUCAGAGAGUGUGAGCCAGAUAAAGACCCCAAAGCUGGGAGACCGUACAGAGACUCAGAUGGGAACGGGAAUGUCUCCGACAGCCCGAGUGACCGAUAGUGGCAUGGAAGGCGUGGAAAGGGGUGAACCUCUCACAGAAUCGGCACACACGGGGCUUGGGCUGCCUGAGGGGGAAAUGCACACAGGGGCAGCCCUGCUCACAGCACAGGGGGCUGGGAGAUCCUCCGCCUUCACCGGUCAUGUUUCCUUUACUCCCACAAGUCCGAUGGAAGGUACGAAAGCCUCUGUUGUCAGCCUGUUUCAAAAUACUGCAGACUUCAUGGAAUCCGCCAAGGAAAACAGUGCCAUGUUUUUCUUAGAGACCACUGUUUCCAUCUCAGAACAUGAGUCUGAGGCUCAUCAACCACUGAGAAAUACAUUUAAAGACACCAUCACUCAAGAGAUGACGACAGCUGCUCGAGAAGCAGAAGCCACUUUAUCAUUGGUGACACCAGAGCAGCAGGUUUCCACCCUCCAGGUUACCCAAGAACAUGACGAGGCUGCAGAAGAAAAAGCGUCCGAUGUUCUGGGUGCCACUCAGCUGUCAAGAAGAUGGGAGACUCUGGCCAGUACCAUUUCACCAACAGCCGCACCUCUGUCUUUCGAAGUUACUCCCAUCGUGGAAGACCUAAAGGACACAGUCACAGGGCCCAAGGAGGAGUGGAUCACGCCAGUUUUUGGCUCUCCAGUGACCCCCCCUGGAAUAACGGAGGAGGCACCCAGCGUUUCUCCAGCGCUUUCUGAUUCCGAGGCGUCCUCCGAGAGAAGAAUCCUCGUUCCAUCCAUUGGCCUUGUUAAUACAGCUGCCCCGUAUGGCCUGGACCAGCUCGAAUCUGAAGAGGGAGAAGAAGAUGAGGAUGAAGAGGAUGAGGAGGAGGAAGAUGAAGAAGAGGAAGACGAGGAAGAAGAUGAAGAAGAUAAAGAUGCAGACUCCCUGGAUGAAGGCUUGGAUGAUGACGCUGAGCCGCGUGGUUUUACUCUCCCUGGCAUCACGUCCCAGGAACCUGGCUUGGAGCCGGAAAACGUGGACCUUCUGGAGGGAGCCACCUACCAGGGGCCAGACAGCAUCGAGUGGGAACAGCAGAAUCAGGGCCUGGUGAGAAGCUGGAUGGAAAAACUAAAAGACAAGGCUGGCUAUAUGUCCGGGAUGCUGGUGCCUGUUGGGGUGGGGAUAGCAGGGGCCUUGUUCAUCCUGGGAGCGCUCUACAGCCUUAAGGUGAUGAAUCGCAGAAGGAGAAAUGGCUUCAAAAGGCACAAAAGAAAGCAGAGAGAAUUCAACAGCAUGCAAGACCGAGUAAUGCUCUUAGCUGACAGCUCUGAAGAUGAGUUUUGAAUUGGACUGGAAUUUAAUUGGGAUAGUCAACCAUGUUAUUAUUUUAUUUUUUAUUGGGGGGAUAAAAACGAACAACAUCCUGCCACAUCGCUGCUGUCAGGCCAUCCGUCUCAUCAUCUGCUGGGUAGUAGGUUUUUCUUGCACUGAGCGGACAAGGCAUGCUGUAUACUAAAUGUCAUAUGCAGUGUUUGUUUGAAUUCUGUAGUGAAUAUUCCACAACCACGGGCUACAGCUCAUAAAUAUGCAGCGUAUGUGUUGUUCAGUAGGAGUUGCUAGGUUAGGUAGAGUAAAUAUUUUGUAUUUUUCCACAGUGUCUUUUCCUUGGUUUGGAUUACCUGCGCUGAGUGUCGCCGUUAUUGCUACCAAGGCAUGCUUACCUUUGAACUAGAAAUCUUAACAAAGAAUAACUUGUGAUGACCGCACUCUACCUACUUGAAACCAUAGGCUUGUGAGCCAUGGUACAUAUCCCAUCUGCAUCAAAACUAGCAGCAACUUGGAAUGAAAUCUUUUUUUUGUCAAAAAAAUCUUUCGGCUAUGAGGAUUAUAUGUAGAUUUGUAUGUAUCUUGCAUUAUGUGUUUCAGUCUCCCAGUUUUAUUAUUUUUCUCUCUCUGGCUUAUUCUUCUUCUUGGAAAGGAAAAAAAAUGCACCCGAGUAAUACAUUAAAUUGACUCUCAGUCUUAAUAUAUGUUUGGUUUCUUAAGCGGUGUGAC
Artibeus jamaicensis (Jamaican fruit-eating bat) is the source of this 3176-nucleotide messenger RNA. RefSeq names its product armadillo like helical domain containing 4 (gene ARMH4). NCBI's taxonomy places the organism in Eukaryota, Metazoa, Chordata, Mammalia, Chiroptera, Phyllostomidae. Bases 123 to 2465 code for a protein of 780 amino acids. The record is from RefSeq and is a predicted model, not a curated record. The transcript is spliced from 8 exons.